AUGUCAAAAGGUAAAGUUUGUUUAGCAUAUUCUGGAGGUUUAGAUACUUCAGUUAUAUUAGCAUGGUUAUUAGAACAAGGAUAUGAAGUUAUUGCAUUUUUAGCUAAUAUUGGACAAGAAGAAGAUUUUGAAGAAGCUGAAAAAAAGGCAUUAGCAAUUGGUGCUACUAAAUUUGUUGUUGUUGAUGUUCGUAAAGAAUUUGUUGAAAAAGUUUGUUAUCCUGCAAUUCAAACAAAUGCAAUUUAUGAAAAUGUUUAUUUAUUAGGUACUUCAUUAGCUAGACCAGUUAUUGCACAAGCUCAAAUCAAAGUUGCUGAAGAAAAUGGUUGUUUUGCAGUCUCUCAUGGUUGUACUGGUAAAGGAAAUGAUCAAGUCAGAUUUGAAUUAAGUUUUUAUGCUUUAAAACCUGAUGUUAUUGUAAUUGCACCCUGGAGAUUACCAGAAUUUUUCAAUAGAUUUGCUGGUAGAAAUGAUUUAUUAGAAUAUGCAGCUUCAAAGAAUAUCCCAGUUGCUCAAACUAAAGCAAAACCAUGGUCUACUGAUGAAAAUUUAGCUCAUAUUUCAUUUGAAGCUGGUAUUUUAGAAAAUCCAGAUACUACACCACCAAAAGAUAUGUGGAAAUUAACUGUUGAUCCUUUAGAUGCACCUGAUAAACCAGAAGUUUUUUCAAUAAUAUAUGAAAAAGGUUUACCUAAAAAAUUAACAAUUGGUGAUAAAUCAUAUACUGAUCCAGUUGAAUUAUUUAUUCAAGCAAAUGCAUUAGCUAGAAGAAAUGGGGUUGGUAGAAUUGAUAUUGUUGAAAACAGAUUUAUUGGUAUUAAAUCAAGAGGUUGUUAUGAAACUCCAGGUUUAACAUUAUUAAGAAAUACUCAUAUUGAUUUAGAAGGUUUAACUUUAGAUAGAGAAGUUAGAGCAAUUAGAGAUCAAUUUGUAACACCAACAUGGGCUAGAAUAUUAUAUAAUGGUAUGUAUUUUACUCCUGAAGGUGAAUAUGUUAGAUCAAUGAUUGAUCCAUCACAAAAAACUGUAAAUGGUAUAGUUAGAGCUGCUUGUUAUAAAGGUACUGUUACUAUAUUGGGUAGAUCUUCAGAUACUGAAAAAUUAUAUGAUGAAACUGAAUCUUCAAUGGAUGAAUUAACUGGUUUUUCACCAGAAGAUACUUCUGGUUUUAUUGCUGUUCAAGCUAUUAGAAUAAAGAAAUAUGGUGAAGCAGCAAGAGAAAAAGGAACACCAUUAGAUUUAUAA
Molecule: messenger RNA, 1245 nt
Organism: Insectozyma verbasci
Lineage: Eukaryota; Fungi; Ascomycota; Pichiomycetes; Serinales; Debaryomycetaceae
Source: the annotation of a GenBank genome assembly